AUGAGGCAGACAAUACCUGUCAGCGCUCUCAAAUCCAGCCUACGACUCGUUCGGAUCCAAUCGGCGACCUCUCGCUCAGCCCCAUUCCCACCAUGCACGUUUACCCUGCUUCGACGCUUGACUUCAUCUUCCACCCGGUCAGCAGCUUAUCGACCUCCCGUAUUACCGGAGGCUGAUCUACCCCUCGGUGCCGUCGACAGUGGACGGUCAGAACGAAUAGAGAGGGUAAAAAUCGGACUCAGACUGUUCGUAAGAUAUUGCGGGUGGGGGCUUGUCAUUGUCGCUAUUGGGCUCGGAGGGCUAUUUGAAGGCGCUCACCUCUACGUGGAAAAGUACAAGCUUCCGCCAGUUGGAGACGUGGAUUCUGGCUCUACGUCCAGGCUCAGAUCAUCUACCACUGGCGAGAACGUAGACGAGUCGUCAUCGACGGACUAUGGUUGGGAAGAUGAGAUGCUUUCCUGGACUGGUGGAUCCACAGGAGGUACUUCACCACGGUUAGGACAUCGAGCCCGUCAUGCACUUCGAGCAGCAUGGAUGAGCACCCAUUGGAAUCGGACGAAUCAGGCUACAUUAGCUGAACAGGGAUGGUUUGAACCUGAUUUCAUGCUUCUCAAACGACUUCAAGCGGAGGAGGCUAAUGCUCCCCCGCCCAUGUUGGUUGAACAGAGUGCUUUGUCCAUGGAUAAAUACCUCAACACGGUUAUCCAGAUGGCAAAGUCAAAUGGGUUGAGCUUUCCGCCCGAGUUAUCUGUCACUCGGCCUCCUGGACCACCUGACUCGACGAAGGAAGGUAGCAUGUGUGAUCCCGUGGUCCGAGAUCUGUUGUUACUCAAAGCUAGCAACCUCGAACGAAUGGCUACCAAGACUGCUCUAGUCGACGCAAAGGAAAUCUACGAGCGUGUGCUCAUAGCGACUAUUCCAAGGGGAACAUCGACAUCUCGUCAAGAUGCAAGAUCAAUGCGAUUGGCAAAGAAAGUCGGCGGGCUGUGCGAACGGAUAGGAGCGGACAAGGAGGCUUCACAGUGGUUCGAUUGGGGAUUGACGCGAGCUGGCAUACACCUCAACAGCCUCAGCAGUAGCGCUCCGUCUUCCUCCUCUUGGUUUGGGUCGAGCACGCCGAGACUGUCUUUCGACCCUUCUGGACUAUCACCUGCAAUGCUUCGGGCCACCAUCUCCCUCUUGACUUCUGUUGAAUCAUAUCACGCGACCCAUGCUCAGCUCGAAGCCGCGUGGAACGUUCAGAGUGCAGCGCUCUCAUUUUUCCCGCAGAGAUGGCAGACAAACUCGGCCCUCGAGCAAGACAAUGCAGCUGCUGCUUUGCACCAGUCCUGGCUACAAAGCUACCAAGCUACCCUCCAACUUCACCACGCCUCCGUCGCUCACGCGAUCAAGAACAAGUCAGCAUUAUCCAUCGCGGAGGAAGCGUCGAGUCUAGCCGAACAGAAUCUGAAAGUCAUGGAUCCCGUACCUUCAUUCUACCAACCACCCGAAUCAUCCGCUCUCACCGAACCAGCUCGACAAUUACACCGAGAUGCCUUGCUUGUAGCUGCCGAGUCCUCCUUCACCCUCGGACGCUUAUUGGAGACAACACGCCAACCUGACCUCAGUAAAGUCGCUGAUCUGUUCCACCGAGCGGCCGAGCUUGAUGCAAAGCAAUCUGGACGGACAGAGGAGACGGUCACGGGAGGUGAAUGGCACAAGUACUGGCGCAAUUACGUUCGCGUCAAGGCACUUAUGGGAGAGACCGUGGAGCCUCCCUUCAAAGACUUCGAUACUGAUUUCAAGGGGCGAGACGAGAUGGCCAUGGAUGUCAUUCGGUCCGUGACCAGAAAGUUUAUCAAUUGGUUCGAACCUUCUAGAGAGACUGGCCAGGCGGGAGGAUCUGCCAGCCAGAGUAGGGCGUGA
This is a messenger RNA of Kockovaella imperatae, 1905 nucleotides long. RefSeq lists its product as hypothetical. The record is from RefSeq and is a predicted model, not a curated record. Lineage: Eukaryota; Fungi; Basidiomycota; Tremellomycetes; Tremellales; Cuniculitremaceae. The transcript has a single exon. The coding region runs from base 1 to 1905 and encodes 634 amino acids.